AUGGCAUCUGGGGUACAGUCGACGCCGUCCGCAGAUGUUCUCGAUCGAAAAAUGAUCAAUGAGGUAGACCAAUGGAUUGAACAGCUUUACGAAUGCAAGCAACUUAGUGAAAAUCAAGUCAAAACGUUAUGUGAAAAGGUAGCAAAAGAAAUUAUCGAAAAAGAAUCGAACGUACAAGAAGUGCGGUGCCCAGUAACCGUUUGUGGAGAUGUUCACGGGCAAUUCCAUGACCUGAUGGAAUUAUUCAAAAUGGGUGGUAAAAGCCCUGAUACAAACUAUCUUUUCAUGGGUGACUAUGUCGAUCGUGGUUACUACUCUGUUGAAACUGUUAGCUUACUUGUUUGCUUAAAGAUCAGGUAUAAGGAGAGGGUCACUAUUCUUCGUGGUAAUCACGAAUCUCGGCAAAUUACUCAGGUUUACGGGUUUUAUGAUGAGUGCCUACGCAAGUACGGUAAUUCAAACGUGUGGAAGUACUUCACUGAUCUGUUCGAUUGUUUCCCACUCACAGCGCUCGUUGAUGGUCAAAUAUUUUGCCUACAUGGUGGGCUGUCUCCGUCCAUCGACACGCUUGAUCACAUCAGAGCCCUGGAUCGCAUUCAAGAGGUACCUCACGAAGGACCAAUGUGUGAUCUCCUCUGGUCUGACCCCGAUGAUCGUGGAGGCUGGGGAAUUUCACCUCGUGGUGCUGGGUAUACUUUUGGCCAAGAUAUCUCUGAGACCUUCAACCAUUCAAAUGGACUCACCCUCAUAUCUCGUGCUCAUCAACUUGUUAUGGAGGGCUACAACUGGUGCCAUGAUCGCAAUGUAGUGACAGUGUUUUCCGCUCCUAAUUACUGCUAUCGAUGCGGAAACCAAGCAGCCAUGGUGGAAUUGGAUGAUGAAUUAAAGUACUCGUUUUUGCAAUUCGAUCCUGCUCCGAGGCGCGGAGAACCUCAUGUCACGCGAAGAACCCCAGACUACUUCCUAUAG
This is a messenger RNA of Haemonchus placei, 969 nucleotides long. Lineage: Eukaryota; Metazoa; Nematoda; Chromadorea; Rhabditida; Trichostrongylidae. The record is from the annotation of a GenBank genome assembly.